AUGUCGGACGUCGUGUAUGAAGAGACAGCCACGAUGAUUGCCGCAGGGGAAUUGCAUCCGUUUGUCCCGUUUGGCCGUGAUCACUGCAGGAACCACCCCAACGCUUUCAACCUGCAGCUGCGGGAGCUGCAGCCCGCCUCCGAGCUCUGGUCGUCGGACUGCGCCGCCGGCCUGGCCGGCUCCCUGCAGGAGGUCAGCCUCCAGGAGAGAGAGAGGGAAAGCUGGCAGCUGAGGAAAGGCUACGUGGAGUCCCUGGAGCAGGAUGUGGAGUUCGAAGAGGAGCUGUACGCCUCCGGGAAUGUGGUGGUUUGGACCCGCGGCAGCCGGGGGCAGAGCUCCAACGUUUACAAGGCGUUCACUGUGGACAGUCCCGUAGAGCAGGCAUCAUGGUGUGACUUUCCUGUUCUUCAUAGCAAGAAAGACGAGGAUACAGUGGAGCGUACGGUGUGCAUCGUGCAGAACGGAUGCAUUAACAUCCACACCGUGACCGGCAAGGAUUUCCUCUCGCCUCUGCCGUUCCAGGUGUCCAAAGUAUGGCCGACCAAGUUCGGACUUUUGCUAGAGCGUAAAAUCACGGCAGCUGACGGACAGUUCAGCUCCCCAGGCGAAUGUCUUCCCACCGUCUUCAGCAUGCUGCAUCCAAUAGAUGAGGUGGCGCCAUUGGUGCGCAAAACCACAGGUGACGGCUCUCACGUGGAGUACAUCUCCGACACCAGCACUAAGAUCAUCUUCACGUGCUGUCGACCCUCCAUCUUGGUCUCUUACAACAGUGACCAGGGAACGCACUCGGUGUGGUGCCUGCGCAAGGUCACGCACGAGGAGCGCUGUAGCGUGCUCGGUUGUCCGAGCAAGCCCUUCGGAGAACCGCUGGGCUCCCUGGCAACGGGGGUCCUUAUGUCGCACCUGCGCAACUCCUCCCACCUGGAGUCCCCGUGCAGCAGCAAGGCAUCCAGGUUCAAUUCCAGUGUUGGAGCAAGCCACCAGAGCCGAAUCACCAUGUCCUCACAAGUGGGACCGACCCGCAUCCAUUCCCCGGGUAUAUCCAAGAUGGCCGAUCUCAGUCGCGAUCACUCCCCGGGAAUGGCUGCGCCAUCCUUAUCGGGCGGGGCUCGCUUCAACACGACCCUCCACGUGUCGUCGCCAGUGGGCCCACACCACGGCGCAGCGCACUCGCCCAACAGCACCAUCAGCGAAACUGUGAUGGGACCGAUUAUACCAGAACUCUGCAUAGAUCACCUGUGGAGCGAGACGGCCGCCUGCCACAGCCUGGACAGAGAGAUGAGCAGCCAGGCCGCCAAAGUGUUCCUGACCUCCGACCUCUGUGAAAACCGCUACCUGUGCUUCCUGGUUGAGUCGCACCAGCAACUCAGAUGCGUGAAAUUCAUGGAGAGCAACGAUAUGUCUCAGCUCAUUUUCACCUCUGUCACGAGCAUUGCUGCUAAAGAUGCCGAGCCUCUACAGAACAUCGGCGCUAUGUUGGUUCUGGAAGCCUGCGGCAGCCUUGUUCUUUACACCGGCGUCACUCGGGUCAGCAAGGUGUUUGUGCCCGGUCUCUUGCCGUCGUCUGCCUUGCCGUCGGCAGGCGUGCAAGUUAGCACGCCUGUUAACGCUAGCAACAGGCGCUUGCAAAGACUGGAUGAGACUGCCAUGCCCUCACCAGUGAGCGAGAUGAGGAUUCUUAACAUGAAGCACCACGAAGGCUCUUUUCUGGAGGACUACGCCUUCCAGCAGGCCAUGCCUUACAUCAACGCCUUGAGGGAUCCCGUCAGUAAUCGUGUGACAUUGGAACUAAGCAACGGCACCAUGCUCAGAAUCUCCAUCCCGAACAUUGCUUCCUCAGAGUUGGUGAAAAAAUGUCUUCAGCCUAUUCGGUUCAUCUUGCCCAAGGAAGCUGCAAUGAAGGUUUUGGUCAAGUGGUAUACCAUCAACAACGCCCCGGGCGGCACCAGCGUCCACAGCGAGUGGAACCGUUUUGUCACUUGUUUCCUGUCACUGAUGGGCUACAACACGGAGCGUCUGACCUGGACACGAAACCUGCAUUUUGAAGUGCCUCACUCGCCGGUGAUUGCGGCUAAAAAAGCUCGUCCCUGUGAUGAAGGCUCUGAUGAGGACUGGGAAUACUUGACGAGAUCUAAAUACCACCACCAGAUGGUUUCCCACUGCAAACCAACAGACUCCAGUGCUUUCAAUGGAAGCCUCAUCCCGGACGGAGGCGACUCAGCAGCGUUGUCGCCAACUUUGGACAACACGGCGCCUCUCUUCACGCACAUUCCGGCUCUUUUCUACGUUCUCCACCUGCUCUACCAGGAGCUGAUGCUCGACGAGUUGCUCCGCGAGAGGGCCACGUCGUCUCUGGUGUGUCUGUUGCAGCAGCUCGCCAGAGACCUCCAUUUGGAGGACUAUCUGGACCUAUACUGGAGAGACUACCCUUCAUUAAUGAGCGGAUUCACCGAGAGUUGCUACAUUGAUCAGUCCCUGAUUGGUCAAAUGCAGUACCCGUCUUUCCUGCGGGCGGAGCCACCUUGCGUCUUCAGCUGGUUCAGCAGUUGUCUUCGAGGGGAGAAAGUCCCGCCUUUCCCUUACCUGCCCGGCAUCUGUCAUCGGGUCCGGCUGCUCGUUCUGAGUUACGCUCUUUACAUCGGCGGUGACGACAACGCGACCGCGUCCAACGUUUCCGAGUACCUGGUGAAGCUUUCCGCAGGUCAGAAGAGCAAUGAGAAGCAGUACGGAAGACAUACAAGCAUGGAGCAAGUCAAGUCGUGCAGUGAGAGUUUAGCCGAGCAGCUCGUUGUCUGGCUGGCCUCGCAAGGAUUCACCUUAAAGGACCUGGAGACGGUCCCGUUCGGUGUGGCCCUGCCCGUCCGAGAGGCCAUCUACCACUGCCGGAAGCAGCCGUGCGCCGAUUGGUCGGAGGAGGUUUGCCUCCUGAUCGGCCGGCAAGACCGAACCCGACAAGCCCACAACACCAAUCCGGCCAAAAGCAAAUCUUCCGUGGGUUCCAGCUUAUCUUUGGAUCCUCCCUCGACCAGCGAAGCCGACGAAGAGGAGGAGGACGGCAUGUCGGACAUCGUCCAAGAGGUCACAGAACUGAUCUGGAGUCAAGAUCUGAGAGUCCAGGAGGUCCGGAGACUACUGCAGAGCUCCAAGCCAGUCCGGGUCAACGUCGUCCAGCUCCCGGAGGUCUCGGACCACGAGUACAUUGAGGAGAAGGAGAACAAACUCCUUCAACUGUGUCAAAGAACCAUGUCGCUUCCAGUGGGAAGAGGGCUCUUUACUCUGUUUUCCUAUCAGCCGGUUCCGACUGAACUUUUACCCAUCCCUAAACUCAACCUAACAGGUCGCGCCCCGCCCACGAACGCUAUGGUGGACCUGAACAGCGGCAACAUUGACUUACCCGCUAACAUGACUAGCUGGCCCAGCUUCCACAACGGCGUGGCCGCCGGACUUAAGAUUGCACCUGCCUCGCAGGUGGACUCCGCUUGGAUCAUUUACAACAAGAACAAGAACCAAGAGUUGGCUAACGAGCACGCUGGCUUCCUCAUGGCGCUAGGCCUCAACGGGCACCUCACCAAACUGGGGACACUCAGCAUACACGACUACCUUGCCAAGGGUCACGAGAUGACCAGCAUCGGGCUUCUUAUCGGCGUGGCCGCAGCCCGACUGGGCACCAUGGACAUGACGACCACCAGCCUGCUUAGCAUCCACAUUCCUGCCUUGCUACCUCCUACCUCCACUGAGCUGGACGUCCCACACAACAUUCAGGUUGCCUCUGUAAUUGGCAUUGGCCUUGUGUACCAGGGAACAGGACACAGACACAUGGCUGAAGUUCUGCUAUCUGAGAUAGGGCGUCCUCCAGGCCCAGAGAUGGAAUACUGCACUGACAGGGAGUCAUACUCCUUAGCUGCAGGAUUAGCUCUCGGAAUGGUCUGCCUCGGGCAAGGCAGCAACCUGAUUGGGAUGGGCGACCUGAACGUCCCGGAGCAGUUGUAUCAGUACAUGGUAGGGGGUCACCGCAGGGCCCCGGUCGGAGCCAUCAGAGAGAGACACAGCUACCAGAUCAAGGAGGGCGACACCAUUAACGUGGACGUGACGUGUCCUGGAGCCACACUGGCCCUAGCCAUGAUCUACCUCAAGACGAACAACCGGUCAAUAGCUGACUGGCUAAAACCUCCGGACACUUGGUUCCUGCUGGAUUUCAUCAAACCAGAAUUUCUUCUUCUAAGAACGCUGGCAAGGUGCAUCAUCAUGUGGGAUGACAUCGUACCUAAUAAGGAGUGGGUGAAAAGUAAUGUACCUCAGAUCAUGCGAGGGACGGAAAUGGAUUCACCAGAAAAUAUCAACAUGGAGAUUUGGAUCCAAGUGCAGGACUACAUCACUGCGGGCGCUUGCAUGGCACUCGGCCUUCGCUUUGCGGGUUCCGCCAAUUCGGAUGCCUUCGACUGCCUGGACGAUUUCGCCAAGAGCUUCAUGCAAGUCAUGUCUUCCUACGGUACAGCCUCUGUGGAGCCGGGUUCCUACAACAUGCAGACGGCGCUGUCCAUGAUUCUGCUGUCCAUGUCCAUGGUGAUGGCCGGCACGGGUAACCUGAAAGUGCUGCAGCUCUGCCGCUUCCUACACUACCGCACCGGCGGCGAGAUGAACUACGGCUUCCACAUGGCUCAUCACAUGGCGCUCGGCAUGCUUUUCCUGGGAGGGGGAAGGUUCAGCUUGAGUACCUCCAACUCUGCUAUUGCUGCCCUCUUGUGCGCCCUCUACCCGCACUUCCCCUCUCACAGUACUGACAACCGCUAUCACCUCCAGGCCCUACGACACCUCACCGUGCUGGCGGCCGAGACCCGCCUGCUGGUGCCAGUGGACGUGGAUUCCCUCAAGCCCUGUUACGCUCUUCUGGAUGUCACUUAUAAGAAAACCGAGUGGUACGAUGAGACGACGGUGGAGCUGGUGGCGCCCACCAUGCUGCCUGAGCUGAACCUUCUCAAGCGGGUUCGAGUGAAGGGUCCUCGUUACUGGGAGCUGUCCAUUGACCUGAUCAAAGACGUGCAGCAUCUCAAGUCCAUCCUGUCUCGGAACGGCGUUUUGUACGUGAAACUCCGAGCGGGACAGUUGCCCUACAAGGAUGACCCUCAGGGCUGGAAGAGCUUGUUGGCUUCAGCGGUCAAGCAGCGCAGGCCUGGAGUCGGAGCCUUCAAGGUGGAGGACAUCUCCACCUUCACCUCUGACCCCACCCUGCUGUCUUUUGCCGAGUUCUUCUGCAAGACGUCAAACGGAAUCAAGCACGUGAAGGAGACGGUGGCGUUAUUCUCAGCCAUGUUAUACGAGUGCGUGACAAAGGAAUGUCCGGAAAUGCUGCCCACGUACGUGGCCAUCGAGCAGGCGGUCAGCGCACUGUGUCGGGGCGAGCUGCAGCACACCUUCGCCUUGUGGCAGAUGCGUCUAGUGGUGGACCUUUGGGACGGGACGCUGCGACGUCCCGCCGACAUCUGCGACGCGAUGCUCUCCUCGGAGUUUUUACCAGUCAUGAGGAAUAAGGUGGACGUGGCGUUGGAUUGCUGGCUCAAAGACAACAGCUCAGCGCUGACGUCCUACAUUGGUGGCAAGGCCCUCUCCGAGGGUGCCGGAUCAGCCCUAUUGGCGUGCUUUGUGGCCUACCGCUCUGUCCCGUGCCUCAGGGACAAACUCAUACAUCUGCAAGGCUGCACUUCGCCCGGGGUUUUGAUGACCAGCAGCAAACGGUUGGGAAUCCCAAUCAGAGACUUGCUGCGGCUUGCUCCGGUCCUUCUGGAAGGCGCCAAGAUACCCUUUUCCAACUCGAUGGUUGCACGACGAGACAUCCUGGACAAGACAGGGCGAGACGUCCUGGACGAGACCAGACGUCAUGGACAAGACGAGACGUUCUGGACAAGACUAGACAAUACGACACUUCCUGGACAAGACAAGACAUCCAGGACAAGACGAGACAUUCUGGACAAGACAAGACGUCCUGGAAAGACUAAACGAAACGUCCUGGACAAGACUAGACGAGGCAUCCUGGAAAGACUACACGAGAUGUCCUGGACAAGACUAGACGAGACACUUCUGCACAAGAUGAGAUGA
Messenger RNA from Nerophis lumbriciformis (worm pipefish), 6093 nucleotides. The record is from RefSeq and is a predicted model, not a curated record. Lineage: Eukaryota; Metazoa; Chordata; Actinopteri; Syngnathiformes; Syngnathidae.